AUGGAAGGCCAUCACUCGGCUCAGCCUGAAAGCAGCCACUCCAACUCCUUCAAUACCAACUCUCGCACAAUCAAUCAAUCCAAUUCAUUCACUUCAAAUGAUGGAACCCGUCAUGAAGUUGUCUCACCAGUGUUCUCAAGCGCUUCAUCUUCCCUCUCCUCCCAUGACGGUCGCUGGGGUGAGCAGGAGACGGGUGACCCCGUCUCCAUUCGUGGUGCAGUCGAGGACUUGGCAGAGAUGCGUCGCGAAUUGAGUCAAAUCCAUCAAACCAAGUCAAGCACCAGAAGUGUGCGUCGUCCAAAGUCACGUACUAGCCAGGCAGCCCGUGAUGAAGAAAAGGGUAUUGAAGGUGAUUCCGACACCGAGGCCGACUCCUUUGAUCUGGAAGAAUUCCUGAUGGGCGGCCAUCUAGAGCGCCGUACUACUGCAGGCGAUUCCGCCAAAAAGAUCGGUGUUGUCUUCAAGAACCUUACUGUUCAGGGUGUACAGACUGGUGCCUCGUUCGUCCGUACUCUACCCCAUGCUGUGGUGGGAACCUUUGGCCCUGAUUUAUAUAAUGUCAUUUGCCGAUUCGUGCCCCAGGCCCGGAUAGGUAAGAAGCUACCUAUUCGCGAUUUGAUCCAUGAUUUCAGCGGUACAGUGCGCGAGGGUGAGAUGAUGAUGGUGCUAGGUCGUCCUGGUUCUGGCUGUACCACCUUCUUAAAGGCCAUUGCCAACGACCGGGCCUCAUUCGCUGGUGUCAACGGUGAGAUCAGUUAUGGCGGUAUCUCUGCAGAAGAACAAAACAAGCACUUCCGAGGUGAAGUCAACUAUAACCCGGAAGACGACCAGCAUUUCCCGACGUUGACCGUCUGGCAAACCUUGAAGUUUUCGUUGGCUAACAAAACUCGCAAGCAUGACCGUGAAAGCAUUCCUGUCAUUAUUGAUGCGUUGCUGAAGAUGUUCGGUAUCAGCCACACCAAGAACACACAGGUCGGAAACGAGUAUGUCCGCGGUGUGUCGGGUGGUGAGCGGAAGCGUGUCAGUAUUGCCGAGACUCUGGCUACUAAGUCGUCCGUCGUCUGCUGGGACAACUCCACCCGGGGUCUUGACGCGAGCACUGCCCUUGACUAUGCCAAGUCUCUGCGAAUUAUGACAGAUGUCAGUAAACGCACGACUUUUGUCACUUUGUAUCAGGCUGGAGAAAGCAUCUACGAGCUGAUGGACAAGGUCCUGGUCAUUGAUGCUGGCCGGAUGCUUUACCAGGGCUCCGCCCGUGAAGCGCGUCAGUACUUUGUUGAUUUGGGAUUCUAUUGCUCGGAUCAAUCAACCACUGCCGACUUCUUGACCUCGCUAUGUGACCCCAAUGCUCGCCAAUUUCAACCAGGCCGCGAGGCAUCAGCCCCCAAGACUGCCAUUGAGCUUGAGCAGGUGUUCAAGAACAGUGACGCCUACAAGCGGAUCGAGAAGGAUGUUGCCAACUACGAACAGCGCCUCCAGGAGACCGAGUGUGAGGACACACGUCGUUUCCAGAAGACUGUUGCUCAGUCCAAGAGUAAGACCGUUUCCAAAAAAUCUCCCUACACUGUUUCUCUCGCCCGCCAGGUCGCAGCCUGUGUGAAGCGUGAAUUCUGGUUGUUGUUGGGUGACAAGACCUCCCUCUACACUAAGUACUUCGUUCUCGUUUCCAAUGCUCUCAUCGUGGCUUCUCUCUUCUAUGGCGAGUCUCUUGAUACCAGCGGCGCCUUCUCCCGUAGCGGUGUGACCUUCUUCUCUGUCCUCUUCCUUGGCUGGCUGCAAUUGACCGAACUGAUGGCUGCUGUGUCGGGUCGAGGAAUCGUUGCCAGACACAAGGACUACGCUUUCUACCGCCCAUCUGCCGUCUCUAUCGCCCGUGUGAUUGUCGAUUUCCCCGCUAUUCUUGCCAUGGUGAUGCCUUUCACGCUUAUCGUAUACUUCAUCGCUGGGCUUGACGUGACGCCCUCUAAGUUCUUCAUCUACUUCCUUUUCGUCUACACAAACACCUUCUGCAUCACAUCAAUGUACCGGAUGUUUGCCGCGCUUUCACCAACUAUCGACGAUGCAGUUCGCUUUUCCGGCAUUGGAUUGAACCUGCUGGUUAUCUUCGUCGGCUAUGUGAUCCCCAAGCAGACUCUGAUGUCGGGCUCCAUAUGGUUCGGCUGGCUAUACUACAUCAACCCGAUUGCAUAUAGUUAUGAAGCGGUUUUGACUAGCGAGUUCUCAGACCGUAUCAUGAAUUGUGCACCUUCCCAGCUUGUCCCUCAAGGACCAGGUGUGGUGGAGGGAUACCAGGGUUGUGCUCUGACCGGUUCAUCUCUGGGCCAAACCAGCGUCCCGGGAAAGCAAUAUCUGAGUGUCAAUUUCCAACUGACCCGACACCAUCUCUGGCGCAACUUCGGCGUGGUCGUUGCAUUCACGGUUCUUUAUCUCAUCGUCACUAUCCUGGCUGUUGAGUUCCUUUCUUUUGUCGGCGGUGGUGGCGGUGCUCUUGUCUUCAAGAAAUCCAAGCGCAGUAAACAAAUCGCUGCUAAAACCACCGAAGCAAAUGAUGAGGAGAAAGUGGCCAGCUCAAGUGACAAUGCAGCUCUCUCCCGCGGCGAGGCUUCAUCCGGAACCGAUGAAUUUAACCGUCUCUCCAGAAGCGAGCGAUGCUUCACCUGGAAUAACGUCGAGUACACCGUCCCCUACGGCAAUGGAACCCGCAAGAUUCUGAACGGUGUCAACGGAUACGUGAAGCCCGGUGUCAUGAUUGCCCUGAUGGGCGCCUCCGGCGCUGGUAAGACAACUCUACUAAACACCCUGGCGCAGCGUCAAAAGGUUGGCGUGGUCAAGGGCGACAUGCUCGUGGACGGACACGCCCUGGGUCCUGACUUCCAACGCGGAACCGGCUUCUGUGAACAGAUGGAUCUGCAUGAUAACACCUCUACCAUUCGAGAAGCAUUUGAAUUCUCGGCCAUCCUUCGUCAAGACCGCACCAUCUCGCGCCAGAAGAAGAUCGAAUACGUCGACAGUAUCAUUGAACUUUUGGAGCUGGAUGACAUCCAGGAUGCCAUUAUCGGUUCUUUGAACGUAGAGCAGAAGAAACGAGUAACUAUCGGCGUGGAACUGGCUGCUAAACCGGGUCUCCUCCUCUUCCUUGACGAACCUACCAGUGGUCUGGACAGCCAAGCCGCACUCUCAAUUGUGCGUUUCCUCAAGAAACUGUCCCAGGCUGGCCAGGCUAUUGUCUGCACCAUCCAUCAGCCCUCCUCCAUGCUGGUUCAGCAGUUCGACAUGGUCCUUGCCCUCAACCCCGGGGGAAACACAUUCUACUUUGGUCCUAUCGGCAAGGAAGGUUCCACGGUCAUUAAGUACUUCGCCGACCGUGGGGUCGUCUGCCCACCCUCUAAGAACGUCGCCGAGUUCAUUCUCGAAACAGCCGCAAAACCCAUCCACCGCAAAGGCAAGCAGAUAGACUGGAACGAAGAAUGGCGCAACUCUGAACAAAACCGCGAAGUCCUUGUCGAAAUCGAAAAAAUCAAAGCAGAGCGCAGCCAAGUACCAGUGGAAACCACCGAAACCCCAUACGAAUUUGCCGCUCCAACUCUCAUCCAGACAGAACUUCUUACCAAGCGUCUAUUCCGCCAAUACUGGCGUGACCCCUCCUACUACUACGGCAAGUUAUUCGUCAGCGUCAUCAGCGGCAUCUUCAACGGUUUUACCUUUUGGAUGCUCCCAAACACAAUAGCAAGCAUGCAAGACCGCAUGUUCUCAACAUUCCUGAUCAUCUUACUCCCACCAAUCAUCCUCAACUCAAGCGUGCCGAAAUUCUAUAUAAACCGUGCGCUCUGGGAAGCCCGUGAAUACCCAUCCCGUAUCUACGGCUGGGGCGCCUUCUGCACCGCAAGCGUCGUCUGCGAGAUCCCCGCAGCUAUCAUCUCAGCCCUGAUCUACUGGGUGCUGUGGUACUACCCAGUCGGUUUCCCAACAGACUCGUCAACAGCAGGCUACGUUUUCCUCAUGACAGUACUAUUCUUCCUCUUCCAAGCAUCAUGGGGCCAAUGGAUCUGCGCCUUCGCCCCCAGCUUCACCGUCAUCUCAAACGUCCUCCCCUUCUUCUUCGUCAUGUGUAACCUCUUCAACGGUAUCGUCCGCCCAUACACCGCUUACCCGGUCUUUUGGAAAUACUGGAUGUACUACGUCAACCCAGUAACCUGGUGGAUCCGCGGCGUCUUUUCAGCUGUCCUCCCCUCUGUGCAAAUAGACUGCGCCUCUGAUGAAGUCACGCGCUUCAACCCACCCUCUGGCCAAACAUGUUCUAGCUAUGCGGACAAUUAUAUCAAGAAUAUCGCCAAGGCUGGGUAUUUGCUUCAUCCCGAUGCUACCUCGGACUGCCAGUACUGUCCAUAUGAAAAUGGCGCGCAGUAUAUGACUCAGUUGAAUGUUCAUGACGGAGACAAGUGGCGCUGUUUCGGAAUAUUCUUGGCUUUUGUCAUUAUUAAUUGGGCUCUUGUCUACUUCUUCAUCUAUACUGUUCGUGUGAAGGGUUGGAGCUUUGGGCUUGGGUAUGUUUUCUCCUUAUUUGGGCUGAGCAUUGAGCGUGUAAAGGCUUUGUUUAAGCGGAAGGAGACGAAUUAG
Penicillium taxi is the source of this 4617-nucleotide messenger RNA. It is a transcript of the gene atrF, whose product is annotated as ABC drug exporter AtrF. NCBI's taxonomy places the organism in Eukaryota, Fungi, Ascomycota, Eurotiomycetes, Eurotiales, Aspergillaceae. Gene Ontology annotation, molecular function: ATP hydrolysis activity; ATP binding; ABC-type transporter activity. Gene Ontology annotation, biological process: transmembrane transport. The transcript has a single exon. The coding region runs from base 1 to 4617 and encodes 1538 amino acids. Gene Ontology annotation, cellular component: membrane. The record is from RefSeq and is a predicted model, not a curated record.